Messenger RNA from Trichogramma pretiosum, 680 nucleotides. It is a transcript of the gene CPR17, whose product is annotated as endocuticle structural glycoprotein SgAbd-2-like. Gene Ontology annotation, molecular function: structural constituent of chitin-based larval cuticle. Lineage: Eukaryota; Metazoa; Arthropoda; Insecta; Hymenoptera; Trichogrammatidae. The transcript has 3 exons. Gene Ontology annotation, cellular component: chitin-based extracellular matrix. The record is from RefSeq and is a predicted model, not a curated record. The coding region runs from base 171 to 680 and encodes 169 amino acids.
GUGUAUAAGCCAACAAGGUAUAAAGAUCAAGUUGCGUCUGCCGAAGGAAGAGUCUCUCGCGAGCUUCCCUCACUGUCACUAGUCAAGCUUAACUACUUACUGAGAAGUCACCUAAGGCUAAUUAUUUUGUGUUUAAAAACAUUGCAGAAUCUUCGUAGUGAUCUAAAACGAUGCGUUUUUUGCUCAUAUCUUGCCUCUUGGCCGCAGCGGCUAACGCUCAAGACGAGUACUUUCGACAACCGGAAAAGAUCGUCAAGGCCUCGAACGAAGUAGGCGAACGUUUGGGCAAUUACGCCUUCACCUACGAGACGGAAGGCGGCAUACUCCAGUCGGAGGUCGGCCAGCGCAAAUACCAGGGCACCGAGGACGAGGCUCAGCUGAUUCAAGGCUCGGUGCAGUACAACGCGCCCGACGGCACUCCCGUGGCACUGAGCUGGACCGCCGACGAGUUCGGCACUCAAGUUCGCGGCACUCAUCUGCCGACUCCUCCUCCGAUUCCGCCGGCGAUCGCGAGAGCUUUGGAGUGGCUGGCCAAGCAGCCCAGCACCACGGAGCAGCCGGAGGUAGAGCGAAAGAAGCCGUACAAAGCUCAGCAAGAAGAUACGUUCGCCAAACCGAUCGUUGUUAAAAAACAAACGUUUACCAAACCAUUGGGUUUGAAUAAAAGUCAACGAUUUUGA